Molecule: messenger RNA, 1557 nt
Organism: Melitaea cinxia (Glanville fritillary)
Lineage: Eukaryota; Metazoa; Arthropoda; Insecta; Lepidoptera; Nymphalidae
Gene: shd
Product: ecdysone 20-monooxygenase
Exons: 10
Coding region: 1-1557 (518 amino acids)
Molecular function (GO): heme binding; monooxygenase activity; iron ion binding
Source: RefSeq, a predicted model, not a curated record
AUGUCUCUUCCGGGAGUUUUCAUAAUUUCACACUACGUGGUAAGCUUUUGGCAGAGGAGUACGUCCCCGCCGCUCGUGGAUUGGUCAGGUGUGCCAACGUUGGUGCUUGUUUUCGUCGCUCUAGUUAUUGCUGUCGCUGCGUUGGUGACGCGUUCAGUUGAGGGAAAAAGACCUACGCGCUUGCCAGGACCGCCAGCUCUACCAUUUUUAGGAUCAAGAUGGCUGUUCUGGAGCCGCUAUAAGAUGAACAAGCUUCAUGAAGCAUACGAAGAUAUGUUCAGGCGGUACGGGCCGAUAUUUGCGGAGACGACUCCGGGCGGCGCCAUGGUGGUGUCUAUCGCUGAACGAACCACACUGGAAGCAGUACUACGGGUGCCAGCUAAAAGACCAUACCGUCCGCCCACUGAAAUAGUGCAAGUGUACAGGAGGAGUAGGCCAGAUCGCUACGCUUCUACUGGACUUGUUAAUGAGCAGGGUGAGAAGUGGUACCACCUGAGGCGUCACUUGACGUCGGAGGUUACCAGUCCACACACCAUUCAGGGUUUUAUUCCUGAAUUAAACAACAUCUGCGAUGACUUCCUCAUUUUGUUGAAGAAUUGUCGACGGCAUGAUGGUACCGUUCAUGGAUUUGAUCAGCUCACUAAUCGCAUGGGUUUAGAAUCUGUUUGUGGAUUGAUGCUUGGUACAAGAUUAGGGUUUCUCGAGAGGUGGAUGUCAGGCCGUGCAGCAGCGCUAGCGUCUGCAGUAAAAGCUCAUUUCAGAGCUCAAAGAGACUCUUACUACGGAGCCCCAUUGUGGAAGUUUGCUCCGACGUCACUAUACAAAACAUUUGUAAGAAGCGAAGAGACAAUACAUAUGAUAGUAUCGGAACUAAUGGAAGAAGCGAAGUCUAGGUCACGCGGCGCCGCGCAAGACGAUGGUAUGCAAGAGAUCUUCCUCAAGAUAUUGGCUAACCCUGAGCUAGACAUGCGCGAUAAGAAAGCAGCCGUUAUUGACUUUAUCACCGCUGGCAUUGAGACGUUGGCAAACAGCUUGGUCUUCUUGCUGUACCUGUUGAGUAGGAGAGCUGAUUGGCAGCAAAAGAUCCGUUCAGAACUGCCUGCUUGUGGUGAAAUACGAGUUGAACAAUUAGCGGCAGCUCCGUCCGUUCGUGCGGCGGUGAAUGAGGCGUUUAGACUUCUACCUACUGCGCCGUUUCUCGCUCGCCUUCUGGACACACCCAUGACAAUUGGAGAACACAAGCUGCCAGCUGGGACGUUCGUUCUAGCCCACACGGGUGCGGCGUGUCGUCGCGAAGAGAACUUCUGGCAGCCGAACGAGUACCUGCCCGAGCGCUGGAUAGACGUCCGCGAGCCGCACUCUCCCGGCAUUGUUGCGCCGUUCGGUCGCGGUAGGCGAAUGUGUCCCGGCAAGCGGUUUGUGGAGCUCGAAUUGCAUUUGAUACUAGCUAAGAUAUUACAACACUGGCGAGUGGACUUUGACGGGGAAUUAGACAUACAGUUCGAUUUCCUCUUAUCACCAAAGUCACCAGUAUCUUUACGGCUAGUUGAGUGGUAA